AUGCCUCCCGCAGCAGCCAUGGCGCUGCCGUCCCAGGUCCCGUCUAACUCAGGUACGCACGCGCUCGCCAGAUCCGGCCAGCUCCGGCUGCCCGCUGUCUUCUCUCUCUCUCUGUUCGUGUUCGCCGUCUCCUCCCCGCGGGAGCUCCUGCUGAUGGUGCCUGGCUCUGUUCCGGCAGGGGAUCCGCUGUACCCGGAGCUCUGGCGCGCCUGCGCCGGCCCGCUCGUCACCGUCCCCCGCGUCGGCGACCUCGUCUUCUACUUCCCCCAGGGACACAUCGAGCAGAUGGAGGCGUCCAUGAACCAGGUCGCGGGGAACCAGAUGCGCCUCUACGAUCUGCCCUCCAAGCUGCUCUGCCGCGUGCUCAACGUCGAGCUCAAGGCGGAGACGGACACCGACGAGGUCUACGCGCAGAUCAUGCUCAUGCCAGAGCCCGAGCAAACCGAUGUGGCGGCUGAGAAAGCCAGUUCUGCGUCCGCUGCGUCGCCGAGGCCAGCAGUCAGGUCCUUCUGCAAGACGCUCACCGCCUCCGACACCAGCACACACGGCGGUUUCUCUGUGCUGCGCCGCCACGCAGACGAGUGCCUCCCUCCACUGGAUAUGACGCAAUCGCCUCCCACACAGGAGCUGGUGGCGAAGGAUCUACAUGGCAUGGAGUGGCGCUUCCGCCACAUCUUUCGCGGGCAACCUAGGAGGCAUCUCCUUCAGAGUGGUUGGAGUGUUUUUGUUAGUUCCAAAAGGCUUGUUGCUGGAGACGCCUUCAUUUUCCUCAGAGGAGAAAAUGGUGAACUUCGAGUUGGUGUUAGGCGGGCUAUGAGGCAGUUGUCUAAUGUACCUUCUUCAGUCAUAUCUAGCCAAAGCAUGCACCUCGGAGUCCUUGCGACUGCAUGGCAUGCCAUCAACACCAAAUCUAUGUUCACUGUCUACUACAAGCCCAGGACGAGCCCUUCAGAGUUCAUCAUACCAUAUGAUCAAUAUAUGGAGUCAGUAAAAAACAAUUAUUCUAUUGGGAUGAGAUUCAGGAUGAGGUUUGAAGGGGAAGAGGCACCAGAGCAGAGGUUUACUGGUACAAUCGUUGGCUGUGAAAAUCUUGACCCACUAUGGCCUGAUUCGAGUUGGAGAUACUUGAAGGUGCGCUGGGAUGAGCCUUCUACAAUCCCACGACCGGAUAGGGUCUCUCCUUGGAAGAUAGAGCCUGCUUCAUCACCUCCAGUUAAUCCACUCCCACUUUCUUCUAGAGUAAAAAGACCUAGACAAAAUGCUCCUCCACCUUCACCUGAAGCAUCUGUUCUCACAAAAGAAAGUGCAGCCAAGAUCGAUAUCGACUCUGCUCAAACACAUCAUCAAAAUUCGGUCUUGCAAGGUCAAGAGCAGAUGACCUUGAGGAACAACCUGACUGAAAGCAACGACUCUGAUUCCACUGUUCAGAAGCAGAUGAUGUGGUCCCCAUCACCCAAUGGGAAAGCCCACACUAAUUUUCAGCAGAGACCUGCUAUGGAGAAUUGGAUGCCAUUGGGAAGGCAUGAAACUGACUUAAAGGACACACGUUCUGCCUUCAAGGAUGCCCGCACUGCCUCUCAAUCAUUUGGAGAUACGCAGGGGUUCUUUAUGCAAGCUUAUGAUGACAAUCAUCACCGUAUUUCUUUCAACAACCAGUUUCAAGAUCAAGGUUCAGCUCAUCGCUUUGUGGAUCCAUACUUCUAUAUGGCUCAACAACCUUCUCUUACCGUUGAAUCAAGCACAAGGACACAAACAGCUAACAAUGACUUGCGUUUCUGGAGCGACCAGAAUACGAUCUAUGGUAAUCCAGGUGAUCAACAGCAGCAGGGUUUCAGCUUUGGACAAAACCCAUCAAGUUGGUUGAACCAGCCAUUUCCCCAGGUUGAACAGCCACGAGUGGUCAGGCCCCGUGCAACAGUUGCUCCAUUUGAUUUGGAAAAGACUAGAGAAGGCAGUGGGUUCAAGAUUUUUGGGUUCCAAGUUGAUACAACCAGUCCAUCUCCUGUCCAGUUGAGCUCUCCAUUGUCUGCUAUCCGGGAACAUGUGGUACAAACUCGACCAUCGGCACCUGUGAAUGAAUUGCAACCUGUGCAAAAUGAAUGCUUGCCUGAGGGGUCUGUAAGCACAGCUGGAACUGCAACUGAGAACGAGAAAAGCAUUCAGCAAGCCCAGCAAAGUUCAAAAGAUAUUCAAAGCAAGUCCCAGGGUGCUUCGACAAGGAGCUGUACAAAGGUUCAUAAGCAAGGAGUUGCGCUUGGCAGAUCUGUGGACCUCUCUAAAUUCACUGACUAUGAUGAACUCAAAGCAGAACUAGACAAGAUGUUUGAAUUCGAUGGCGAACUAGUAUCUGCCAACAGAAACUGGCAGAUCGUUUAUACUGACAACGAGGGUGACAUGAUGCUUGUGGGAGAUGACCCGUGGGAAGAGUUCUGUAGCAUAGUGCGGAAGAUCUACAUCUAUACAAAGGAGGAGGUCCAGAAGAUGAACUCAAAAUCAUCUGCUCCAAGAAAGGAGGAACCUCUAGCAGCUGGUGAAGGUUGCGCCGCCACAAAUGAGUAG
Messenger RNA from Miscanthus lutarioriparius, 2559 nucleotides. The record is from the annotation of a GenBank genome assembly. Lineage: Eukaryota; Viridiplantae; Streptophyta; Magnoliopsida; Poales; Poaceae.